AUGUGCCUCGACAUCUACAUCCGGUACACUUGCGGGCACCAGACCUACAAGCACGGCGGCUGCCCAUUCAGCUCGGUGGACCGCUUCAUCGAGUGGCCUCGUGUGCCCCUGAGCGGCGAGGGCGACGGGUACCCGUUCGAACCGGCUGACGGGUGCCACUGGAGGGACGCCUCGUCGUACUCAGUGGAAGAAUUGAGAUGCCAUGAUUGCAUCUCGGCUGACUUGUCCAUAGGCGAUGGCAAGUUAUGCUUUUGGGAGUUACCGCAAGGCCUCCAGGAGCGGUUACUGAAAGAGAUGCCCAGCAGUGAUCGUAUCCUGGUUGCGACCAGGACAGAUAGUUUUGCGCGGUUCAGCGAGAUACAUGGUACCAAGUCCAUGGCGCGGGACUUCUGGCGCCAUCUCGAAGGAUACCGUCUGCCUAGGCGCUCCAGCGGCGAGGAAGAGGACAAGAGUCCGCAGAUUCAGGACUGGGGGUUGGAGGAGUACAUUGAGGGGAGGGACAUUGGUGCGGCGGCGGGGCGUGGAGACGCAGAGGGACUUGUGACGCUCGGGGAUGCGGGGGAGGAAUAUUCGGUGGAGGAGGAGGGGGAGUGGGGGCGAGCGGAGGACCUUACAGGGCAAGUGUUGGCACUUUAUAUUGCCUUGGGGUGA
This is a messenger RNA of Dichotomopilus funicola, 651 nucleotides long. RefSeq lists its product as uncharacterized. The record is from RefSeq and is a predicted model, not a curated record. Bases 1 to 651 code for a protein of 216 amino acids. The transcript is spliced from 2 exons. NCBI's taxonomy places the organism in Eukaryota, Fungi, Ascomycota, Sordariomycetes, Sordariales, Chaetomiaceae.